CCUAACCUUAUAAAUACCCUCUCGUGCUUAUGGUUUCUGAUUCACAAUUCACAUCAGUUGAGAGAGAAAAAGAGAACGAGAAAAAAACAGUAGACAUGGCCACUGAUACGACCGAAGUAGUGGGUACUGAUGAGAACCAGAAACCGGGAUUCAACUUCAGCGUAAUGGACAGAGCCAAAAUCCAAUGUUACCAUCUAAAAGCCGUCGUCAUAACCGGAAUGGGAUUUUUCACCGAUGCAUAUGACCUCUUCUGCAUCUCACUAGUCACAAAGCUCUUGGGCCGCAUCUACUACCACGUCGAGGGCUCUACCAGGCCUGGAAGUCUCCCUCCAAACGUGUCUGCCGCCGUAAACGGCGUCGCCUUAUGUGGAACCCUCGCCGGACAGCUCUUCUUCGGUUGGCUCGGCGACAAGCUAGGCCGCAAGCGCGUCUACGGUGUCACCCUUAUCCUCAUGGUGGUCAGCUCAAUCGGCUCGGCUCUUUCCUUCGGGAGUUCACCAACCGCCGUCGUGGUCACCCUCUGCUUCUUUCGCUUCUGGCUAGGGUUCGGAAUCGGUGGCGAUUAUCCUCUCUCCGCCACCAUCAUGGCCGAGUACUCGUCCACAACCACGCGAGGCGCUUUCAUCGCUGCUGUCUUCGCCAUGCAAGGAUUCGGGAUCCUCUCCGGUGGAGCCGUUGCCAUCCUCAUCUCGCAUAUUGUUCGGAGCGUGUUCCCGGCACCGGCUUAUUCGGUUGACCCGUUGGCUUCAACUCCGGCAGAAGCCGAUUACGUGUGGAGAAUCAUCUUAAUGCUUGGAGCAUUGCCGGCGGUUUUAACUUAUUACUGGCGCAUGACGCUUCCGGAGACGCCGCGGUACACGGCAUUGGUUGCCAAGGACCAAAAGAAGGCAUGCCAAGACAUGUCAAAAGUUCUCCAAGUCGAUAUACAGAACGACAGUACCAUUUCCGUCGAAGAAAGUAACGAGAAGUCGUUUGGGCUAUUCUCAAGCCAGUUCCUCAAACGACACGGCUUUCAUUUGCUCGGAACCGCCGCGACUUGGUUCUUUGUCGACGUGGCUUACUAUAGCCAAAACCUGUUCCAGAAGGACAUAUUCAGCGCCGUGGGGUGGUUGCCGGCGGCGAAUACCAUGAGCGCUCUCGACGAGCUUUUCAAGAUUGGAAGGGCCCAAUUCUUGAUAGCCUUAUGUGGUACUGUCCCGGGUUACUGGUUUACCGUGGCCUUGAUCGAUCGGAUCGGGCGGUUCAAGAUUCAGACGGCGGGUUUCUUCUUCAUGACAGUGUUCAUGUUCGCUUUGGCUUUACCGUAUCACCACUGGACGGCCGCAGGGAACCACACCGGAUUCGUGGUGAUGUACGGACUCACAUUCUUCUUUGCCAACUUCGGGCCCAACGCAACGACAUUCAUUGUGCCGGCGGAGAUUUUUCCAGCGAGAUUCCGUUCGACGUGUCACGGGAUAUCGGCUGCGGCCGGUAAGGCGGGGGCCAUAGUUGGGGCUUUCGGUUUCCUCUACGCAUCGCAGAGCCAGGACAAGACGAAGACAGAUGCCGGAUACCCAGCCGGAAUUGGAAUGAAGAAUUCUCUUAUGGUGCUGGGAGUGAUCAAUCUGUUUGGGUUGCUCUUUACUUUUCUUGUCCCAGAAUCUAAGGGAAAAUCAUUAGAGGAGAUGUCACGAGAGAAUGAAGUUGAUGACCCUUCUACUACGGUUUAGCUUCUUGUUUUGAGUUUGUAUUUAUUU
Molecule: messenger RNA, 1736 nt
Organism: Humulus lupulus (European hop)
Lineage: Eukaryota; Viridiplantae; Streptophyta; Magnoliopsida; Rosales; Cannabaceae
Product: low affinity inorganic phosphate transporter 1-like
Exons: 1
Coding region: 30-1709 (559 amino acids)
Biological process (GO): phosphate ion transport; transmembrane transport
Cellular component (GO): membrane
Molecular function (GO): phosphate transmembrane transporter activity
Source: RefSeq, a predicted model, not a curated record